ACGUGUUGUGCCAGAAUUUAUUGACAUAUAAGCCAUCAUUGAAUACUUAAAUAGAUAAUCUGUGAACAAAUAAUAUGAUUGGAUCGGCGUAAGAAGAUAACAUAAAAAAUAUCAAAUCUUUUUUUAACACUUUACAAGUGUCAUAUGUUAUAUACACAUGAAAAAUAGAUAAGUACGCGCGCGCAGUCACGCUGCAUGCAGCAUAUUGUGUGCGUGCGCGUGCGCGCGUGCUGCUAUGUAUAGUUAUAAAAAGUAUGUAGAAAUCGAAGAAUGUAAAAAAUGUAUACUAAAUCUAAUAGGUUAUAUAUGUAUAUAUAUAUAUACAUAUAUAUAUAUAUAUAUAUUUCUUUUUUUUUCCAUGUUUACCGAACAUAUACGUUUAUAUAUCGGAACUAAAUAUGCCUGAAUGCACAUACGGGAGUUGACUCUAAUGCAUGAAUGACGCGAUCAUACGCCAUUUUGUACCACGUGAUUAUAAUUCCCGAUAAUAAUUGAAAAAAAUAGAAUCUCUCCAUUUAAAUGAAAUAACAUGUAUAAUGCGUGUUUAUUGUAUUUUGUGUGCAUAAAAUUUUCUAACGAUUACACUUUUGACGUUAUUUGUUUUGAAAUUUCCUAAUAAUGAGUAUCGAUAAUUCGAAGAAAAAUGUGCAUUUAAAACAUUAUCUCACCAUGAAAUAUUAUUGUUUUUGUUGUUCUUUUCGUUUUCUUGUGGUAAGAACUAUCUAAGGAUUAUAAUUAUUAUUUCUCAACAUUUUUAUUUUUAUCAGUAUCGACGAUAACUUUUGGACUUUGUUAGAUAAGAUACAUAAAAAAUAUAUUUUCUAGUAUUUUUAUUAUUAACUUGGCUGAUAAUAAAAUAAAUGAAUUCUCAAAUGUUUACUUUACUACAGAAAAUUUCAAAGAACGUGCAUACUAGACACUGUUCUAACAUGAAGGGAAAUUAUAAAGAUGCUAUCAAAAAGUUAAAAGAUCUUCAAAGUAAUUCAAAUUAUCUCAAAGGUGUUGUAAACAAUUCAAUAAUGAAUUCUGCCAAAUUGGAAGAUACAGAGAAAUAUUUAAUUAGCAUAAUAAUUCAUUGAACUAAUAAUAUAUGACAACAUUUGGUAGGUCCGGUAUUAAUUUGGAGCAAUUGAAUGAUCUUUCUGUUAUACAUGUAGCUGGUACUAAAGGAAAAGGGUCCGUUUGUGCUUUUGUAGAAGCAAUAUUGCGGAUUCACGGAUUUAGAACAGGUUUCUUUAGUUCGCCUCAUUUAAUUACCGUUAGAGAACGAUUAAGGAUAAAUGGUUCUCCUAUUAGUGAAACAGAUUUUGCUUAUUACUUUUGGAAAGUAUAUAAUAAAUUAGAUAAUACGAAGGAAUUUGAAUCAGACAUACCAAUGUAUUUCAAAUUUCUUACUGUUUUAAUGUUCAACGUAUUUUUAUAUGAAAAUAUAGACGUAGCAAUUAUAGAAGUUGGAAUUGGCGGUGAAUAUGAUUGUACCAAUAUUGUAAAAAAUCCUGUAUGCGUAGGUAUAACAAGUUUAGGAUUAGAUCAUACUUAUUUGUUAGGAAAUACAAUAGAAGAAAUAGCAUAUCAAAAAUCUGGGAUUUUCAAGCCAAAUACAAUUGCAUUUACUGUUCCUCAAAAAGAGGAAGCUAUAGAAAUUUUAAAAGAGAGAGCAAUUGAAAGGCAAUGCACAUUACAUGUUAUACCAUCAUUUCAAUAUUAUGAAUGGGAAAAUUACAUGUUAAAUGAUAAAAUGUUAAGUCAGAUUAAACAGCAAAAUGCAUCUUUAGCUAUACAGUUGGCGGUUCGUUGGAUGCAAUCUCAAAUUAAUUCAAACUAUUCUUCGACAAUUAAUAAUAAUAUAUAUAAUAAGAAACUUUGUAACAACUUACAAGAAAAUAAUGUUGGAGCGAGCAUUAAAAACAUUCAUUUGAAAAAGCAAGAAACGAUAGAUAAACAAAUUAACGCAAGAUAUAUAUCAUUUGAAAAGAUCGCAACUGCAUUAUCUACGUGUGUAUGGCCAGGUCGACAACAGACUUUAAAAGGUACUUCAUUUGAUUUUUAUUUAGACGGUGCUCAUACUUUGGAAAGUAUGGAUUGUUGUAUUUCUUGGUUUAAUAAUCAAAUAGAAGAUAGUUAUGGUAAUCGAUAUUUGAUUUUUAACAUGACUGGAAAACGCGAUGCAGCUUCAUUCAUGGAUCGUUUGAAAACUAUAAAAUUUCAUAAAGUUUAUUUCGUACCUAAUAUUACUGGAAUAUCAGAUAUGGAUGAUCUGACAACUGACGAUAUAAUAGAUGAGCAAAAAAUGCAAUGUAAAAAGUAUUGCAAAAUGUGGGGAGAACAGUCCCCGCAUGUUGUAAAAAUUGUUGCAAACAAUAUCAUGGAAGUUUUCAAUGAUAUUAGGAUGGAACAUGUGCACAAUGACGGAACUACUAUCUGCAAAGAUAAAUCUCAGGUACUUAUAACUGGAUCUUUGCAUUUAGUAGGUGCAGCUCUUGCAAUUUUAGAUCCUAAUUUUACAAUGACUACCAAAUUUUAAAAUUUUGCAUAUAUAUACAAAAUUUGUAUAUAUAAAUAAAAUGUGCUGCUUAAGUGUGUGUAGAAAUAUUAAAAUUAUAUUGUAACUAUACAAUAUCGAUACAUUGCAUUGUGAUACAUUUACAGUGCGUAUAACGGAGCUUCUAAAUGACGACUAUUUGUGGACAGUUUAUUUGUACUUCAAUAUAAAUGGAAUUAUUUUUAAUAAAACUUGAGUGUAUAUAUAA
Vespa velutina is the source of this 2750-nucleotide messenger RNA. It is a transcript of the gene Fpgs1, whose product is annotated as folylpolyglutamate synthase, mitochondrial-like. The record is from RefSeq and is a predicted model, not a curated record. Gene Ontology annotation, molecular function: ATP binding; tetrahydrofolylpolyglutamate synthase activity. The transcript is spliced from 3 exons. The coding region runs from base 1091 to 2524 and encodes 477 amino acids. Gene Ontology annotation, biological process: tetrahydrofolylpolyglutamate biosynthetic process. Gene Ontology annotation, cellular component: cytosol; mitochondrion; cytoplasm. NCBI's taxonomy places the organism in Eukaryota, Metazoa, Arthropoda, Insecta, Hymenoptera, Vespidae.